UUGACAACGAGGUUUCUUUGUUGAUCACCAAACGGCUCGCACAAACAGCUGAGACUGGACCGGUUCGUAUGGAGGAGGAACUCUUCGCUGCGUCAUGGUGGGUCAGCUGAUUUCCCGAACAGAACCAGCGGAGUUCGCUCCUCAGCAGCAGAGGCGGCUUUCGACACGUUGAUUGGCUGCAUCCUGGAGAUCAUCAUGGAAGAUGACUUCCAGCUGGUCCAGCGCACCUUCUUGGACCGGCACUACCUGGAGUUUGAGGAGUCUGAUGAGAACAAGCUGAGCUACACUCUGAUCUUCAACGAAUACGUGGAGCUGCUGGAGAAACCUCUGGAGGAAUAUCUGAUGAAGAAGAUCCCCGGUUUCAACAUGGCCAGCUUCACACAGCUGCUGAUGGAACACAAAGAAGAAGUCCCAGACGACAUCUUUGACAUGCUGCUCACCUUCACCGACUUCAUGGCCUUCAAGGAAAUGUUUGUCGAGUACCGAGCGGCUAAAGAGGGUCGAGGUUUGGACCUGAGUCAGGAUCUGCUGGUGACUCCCCUGAACCCGGCAGGUUCUGCUGGACACCAGUAGACCCACCAGAACCUCCAGAACCUUCUUGGCCCUCAUAUUGGAGCUGCUGCUUUGAGUCUGACAGAAACUCUGACCUGAUUCAAGACUAAGAACUUACUGAGUAAUGGAUGAAUGAAUGAAUGGGUGAAUGGUGUUUGAUAUAAGUUCUUGUUCUGAAUUUAUUGAAACUGAAUAAUUUUCCUUCACUGAAGGUCGUCAUAGUGAUUUUAAUGUUUGUGAAUAAAUUGUCUUUGUCAGAUUUCUGAUGAAAA
Poecilia latipinna (sailfin molly) is the source of this 824-nucleotide messenger RNA. RefSeq names its product ADP-ribosylation factor-like 2 binding protein (gene arl2bp). Bases 196 to 573 code for a protein of 125 amino acids. The record is from RefSeq and is a predicted model, not a curated record. Lineage: Eukaryota; Metazoa; Chordata; Actinopteri; Cyprinodontiformes; Poeciliidae. Gene Ontology annotation, cellular component: mitochondrial intermembrane space. Gene Ontology annotation, biological process: maintenance of protein location in nucleus; positive regulation of tyrosine phosphorylation of STAT protein. The transcript has 7 exons.